ACAUGGUAACACCAAAAAUGGCGGCGCCCAUGAAAACAUGUUUGUUAAAUUUGCGAAAAUGCUGUUUUUCUUGGACUACGACACGAUAUUAUUCCAGGAGAAUGAAGCGCAGUGUACAGGAAGUUAUGUCACCUGAAGAAGAUGUCCAGAAACUGAAAAACACUGUGGCAGAUCCAAGGAAAAAUCCUUAUCUACCAUUUGAUCCGAGGGAUCCAGUACAAAAAAGUUUGAUUUUUGCUGCAACACGUUCUAAAGAAAAUAUUUCCAGUUACAGAAACAAAGAAAAUGUUUCCGAUAACAGAAACAAGGAUAACAAGAAAAGAGAACCUCAACACGUUUCUGACAGAAGUAAUAGCAAAUCACUUUCUCGCUUACCAAAGCCGUCCAAAGUUCGAAAAAAUGAGAAAUUUCAAAAUACAGUUAAUUUUGAGAAACUGGAAGAAACUGAUAGAAGAUUCGGACGGCAUAUAAUGAGAGCAAGAGUGGCAAAAGAUCGCGAGGAGCACAGGGAGAUUGUUUUAGAGGGAAAAAACCUGAUUCAUGAUGCAUUGUUAGCUGGGGCAAAACUGAAGGUAUUGUACUUCACAAGAUUGGAGACAGUGGAGGAGUUACCUGCUGAGUCGCUAGAAGGUGCACAGAUAUACAAGGUCCAGUACAAACAUCUUAAAUUGUGGUCAGAUGUGGAGACUCCACAAGGUCUUUUAGGGAUAUUUGAGAUGCCACGGGUCGAUCAAGCUCUAAGACCAGCAGCGAAUCCAAUACCUCUGACUGUCAUCUGUGAUUCUGUGCGAGAUGGUGGUAACCUCGGCACAUUGAUACGUACUGCAGCUGCUGUGGGUUGUCACAGAGUUAUAGCAAUGAAAGGAUGUGUUGACAUAUGGAAUGGUAAGGUAUUGAGAUCUGCAGCAGGAAGUCAUUACAGGGUACCAAUCCUCAGCAACGUAACCUGGCCCCAGGUACCAGCUCUGUUACCCACAGGAGACAGUAUCAAAGUGUUCCUUGCUGAUAGUAAACAGGUAACAGAGGAAGAGAGAGAGUCUGGACCACUGGAGGCAGAAACACUAGCAGCUGUUGAACAGAUUGAAAAGUUUCAUGAUAUAGAGAGUGACAUUGAAGAUGAAACAUCGGAUAUAGAAAACUCAGCAGUAUUCCAUGAGGACAAUGAUGCUGAAAAUGAAGUCAUUAGUGAACAAGAAAAACAUGAAAUGUUGACAAAAGAAGUUGAAAAAGAUUUAUCUUACAAAAAUUUCAAAGUUCUCAGUGCUUACAGGAAGGCACCAUUAGGCAGUGAGUUAUAUGACAGGGUUGAUUAUACUGACCAACAUGCAGUGUUAGUGAUCAGUGGGGAGACUUCAGGUGUGUCGUUACCUGCAAGAAAAUUGGCGUAUGAUCAUUAUGGAGGAUGUGUCACUAUACCUAUGACAGGUGAAGUAGAAAGUCUGAACUGUGCUGUAGCAGGAAGUAUCAUCAUGUAUGAGGUUGCUAAGCAGUAUAGGAAUAACAGGUUCCUUAAUUUCCUAACUGCUAAAGAGAAAGAAUAGAGAUUAAAUUGUUUAUGCAGUUAGGUUCCAAUAAUUACGAACUUGAAUGAAAAUUGACAGAAGACACAGUACUUUGUAUCCAUCUUCAUUUAAAAUUGUUGAAAAAACUACUGCUCCUUAAUUAUUAAUUAAAAGUCGCCAUAUGACCUAUUAUGUGUCGGUGCGAUGUUAAAUCCAAAACAAAAAAAAAACAAAAAUUAUUAAUUAAAGCUGCAGUAUUCCUGAUUUAUAUUAAAUUUUGAAAAAUUUAGAAAAAGUACUCCCAAGUUAUUGCAAUCAAAAGGAAAUAUAAAGUAAUUCCGUGCAUUUUAAGAAUUUUUUAUCUACAAGACACUCUUUUUUUUUUUAUUCACUGAAAUAUAUAUAAAAAAAACGUCUCAGAAAACGUCAUGGGUUGAAAGAUUUGUGUAGUGCAAGAAUAAUAUUUUCUGACUGAACAAAAGCUAUUUGUUAAAAGUAAUCCCUACAGUUUUAGCUUGACUAUAGGAAGUGUGGAGAAGCUGUUUUACUUGACCCGGCAUCUGUGUCCUUCCGUGUCCGCACUUUGGUUAAAGUUUUGAUGCACUUUCUCUUUAUCUCUGUAAUAACUUGAUGGAUUUGUUUCAAACUUAAAAUAAAAAUAGUAAUUCCUCAUCCCCAACCACAUCAAAUGGCACUAGGGCCAUAACUCUUGCACCAAUAUUUAAUGAAUUAACCCCACUUUUGACUCUGGUACCUAAUUUCAGGUUAAAAUUUUGGUGCACUUUCACUCUGUCUCAGUUAUUACUAACUGGAUUUGAUUCAAAUUUAAAAUAGGUGUGUAACAUCAUCACCCACAUCAUAUUACACAAGGUCCAUAACUCUGGAACCAAUAUUCUGUGAAUUAUGCCCUUUUUAGCUCAUCUGAUUUUUUGAAAAAAAAUGAUGAGUUAUUGUCAUCACUUGAUUGGUGUCGGCGUCAGCGUUGCCUGGUUAAGUUUUAUGUUUAGGUCAGCUUUUCUCCUAAACUAUCAAAGCUAUUGCUUUGAAACUUGGAACACUUGUUCACCAUCAUAAGCUGACCCUGUACAACAAGAAACAUAACUCCAUCCUGCUUUUUGCAAGAUUUAUGGCCCCUUUUGUACUUAGAAAAUAUCAGAAUUUUUGGUUAAGUUUUAUGUUUAGGUCAACUUUUCUCCUAAACUAUCAAAGCUAUUGCUUUAAAACUUGCAACAGUUUUUCACCAUCAUAAGCGGACGCUGUACAUCAAGAAACAUAACUCUAUCCUGCUUUUUGCAAGAAUGAUGGCCCUUUUUAGACUUAGAAAAUCAUGUGUAGGACAAUAUUUCUAUUAUACAAAAAAAUCAGAUGAGCGUCAGCACCCGCAAGGCGGUGCUCUUGUUUUACUUUGAAUUUCUGGUUAAAGUUUUGUUGCACUUUCACUCUAUCUUUUUAUUACUUAAUAGAUUUUAUUCAAACUUAAAAUAGUUGUUCCACAUCAUCACUCACAUCAUAUAACACAAGGGCCAUAACUCUUGCACCAAUAUUUUAUGAAUUAUCACCCUUUUUACUUAGAAUUUCAUGUUAAAGUUUUGGUGUAAUUUCACUCUAUCUCAGUUAUUACUAAAUUGAUUUGAUGCAAACUUAAAAUAGCUGUUCCACCUGAUCACCCACAUCAUAUGACACAAGGUCCAUAAGUCGGGCUCCAAUGUUUCAUGAAUAAUGCACUCUUUUACUUUGAAUUUAAGGUUAAUUUUGAUGCAUUUUCACUAUAAUAAUUAUCUCUUUUAUUACAGAAAAGAUUUGAUUCAAGCUUAAAAUAGCGGUUCAGUAUCAUCAUUCACAUCAUAUAACACAAGAAUCGUGACUCUAGCACCAGUAUUUCACAAGUUAUCUCCCCUUUUGGCUUAGAAUUUCUGGUAAAAGUUUUUGUGCACUUUCACUCUAUCUCAGUUUUUAGCUCAUCUGAUUUUUUGAAAAAAAAUGAGUUUUUGUCAUCACUUGAUCAAUGUCGACGUUGCCUGGUAAAGUUUUAUGUGUAGGUCAACUUUUCUCCUAAACUAUCAAAGCUAUUGCUUCAAAACUUGCAACACUUGUUCACCAUCAAUAGCUGACUCUGUACAGCAAGAAACAUAACUCCAUCGUGCUUUUUGCAAGAAUUAUGGCCCCUUUUGGACUUAGAAAAAUCAGAUUUCUUGGUUAAGUUUUAUGUUUAGGUCAACUUUUCUCCUAAACUAUCAAAGCUAUUGCUUUGAAACUUGCAGCUCUUGUAUGUCUCCUUUUCACCCCCAUUUUAUAGUUUUUACUUUCAUUUACCUAUAAAUAUGUUGUUUCUUGUAUGCCUUGUUUCUCCCAACACAUAUGACACCCUGCCUCUAUGAAAGUAAAUUGUUUUAUUUUU
Mercenaria mercenaria is the source of this 3900-nucleotide messenger RNA. RefSeq names its product rRNA methyltransferase 3, mitochondrial-like. Gene Ontology annotation, molecular function: RNA binding; RNA methyltransferase activity. The record is from RefSeq and is a predicted model, not a curated record. The coding region runs from base 3 to 1541 and encodes 512 amino acids. NCBI's taxonomy places the organism in Eukaryota, Metazoa, Mollusca, Bivalvia, Venerida, Veneridae. Gene Ontology annotation, biological process: RNA processing. The transcript has 4 exons.